Messenger RNA from Rangifer tarandus platyrhynchus (Svalbard reindeer), 429 nucleotides. The record is from the annotation of a GenBank genome assembly. NCBI's taxonomy places the organism in Eukaryota, Metazoa, Chordata, Mammalia, Artiodactyla, Cervidae.
AUGGGACUUAAGUUGAACGGCAGAUAUAUUUCACUGAUCCUCGCGGUGCAAAUAGCGUACCUGGUGCAGGCCGUGAGAGCAGCGGGCAAGUGCGAUGCGGUCUUUAAGGGCUUUUCAGACUGUUUGCUCAAGCUGGGCGACAGCAUGGCCAACUACCCGCAGGGCCUGGACGACAAGACGAACAUCAAGACCGUGUGCACAUACUGGGAGGAUUUCCACAGCUGCACGGUCACAGCCCUUACGGAUUGCCAAGAAGGGGCGAAAGAUAUGUGGGAUAAACUGAGAAAAGAAUCCAAAAAUCUCAACAUCCAAGGCAGCUUAUUCGAACUCUGCGGCGGCGGCAACGGGGCGGCGGGGCCCCUGCUCCCGGCGCUGCCCGUGCUCCUGGUGUCUCUCUCGGCAGCUUUAGCGACCUGGCUUUCCUUCUGA